Hemicordylus capensis (graceful crag lizard) is the source of this 1004-nucleotide messenger RNA. RefSeq names its product nucleolar pre-rRNA processing protein NIP7 (gene NIP7). Gene Ontology annotation, cellular component: preribosome, large subunit precursor; nucleus; nucleolus. Gene Ontology annotation, molecular function: RNA binding. Gene Ontology annotation, biological process: ribosomal large subunit biogenesis; ribosome assembly. The record is from RefSeq and is a predicted model, not a curated record. NCBI's taxonomy places the organism in Eukaryota, Metazoa, Chordata, Lepidosauria, Squamata, Cordylidae. The transcript is spliced from 5 exons. Bases 189 to 731 code for a protein of 180 amino acids.
GACGGCUUUCCCAAGCGGCGAAGCUCUAGCUCAGCGGUCACCCACAAGCCCGUAGCUAGAGCGGCCUAAAGCGCGAGCACGGAAGCUUCCGGUUCCGGUGUCUUCCGGUCCCCUGCCUCCUCGAGUCUGGGCACGUGGGGCUCCCUUUGCGUCCGUCCGGCUCGGGAGGAGGUAGGCGAGACGGGGCGAUGAGGCCCUUGACGGAGGAGGAGACCCGCGCGCUGUUCGAGAAGCUCGCCAGAUAUGUUGGUGAGAACAUCCAGCUACUCAUUGACCGGCCUGAUGGUGCCUAUUGCUUCCGCCUGCACAAGGACCGCGUCUAUUAUCUCAGUGAGAGGAUCCUGAAGCUGGCUACAAACAUUCCCCGGGAGAAUCUGGUGUCUCUGGGGAGCUGUUUUGGCAAGUUUACCAAGACUCAGAAGUUCCGGCUCCACAUCACUGCCCUGGACUACCUUGCCCCUUAUGCCAAGUACAAAGUGUGGGUGAAGCCUGGAGCAGAACAGUCCUUCCUUUACGGGAACCACAUCCUGAAGUCUGGCCUGGGCCGCAUCACGGAGAGCACUGCUCAGUACCAAGGUGUGGUGGUGUAUUCCAUGGCUGAUGUUCCCCUGGGCUUUGGAGUGGCAGCCAAGUCGACGCAGGAGUGCCGGAAAGUGGACCCCAUGGCGAUCGUUGUGUUCCACCAAGCAGAUAUUGGCGAGUACAUACGGCACGAGGAGACACUGACUUAAAUGAAAGGGCAGCAAACCCCAAAGACUUUGCCACAGACUGGAACCAUCAAACUGCUAUCAGUCCUUCGACCAAACUGAACCCCUUUCCCUGCCGAUAUCGGAAGGCGUGGCGAUGCAUGUUGCUUGCAGCGAGGAAAAGACUGACAGAACCAUAGUAAUGCUUUUGCAUAAUCCGGUGGAACCACCGUAUGUGCCUGUCAACAAGCUCGUAAACUAUGAGACAGAUGCAGGCCUAGUAGCUCCUACACAGUAAAGACUGGAUUUUAUCUCUGA